Clupea harengus (Atlantic herring) is the source of this 2988-nucleotide messenger RNA. RefSeq lists its product as uncharacterized. Bases 86 to 2359 code for a protein of 757 amino acids. The transcript is spliced from 17 exons. Lineage: Eukaryota; Metazoa; Chordata; Actinopteri; Clupeiformes; Clupeidae. The record is from RefSeq and is a predicted model, not a curated record.
CCAUUUCAAGCCAGGCUAAAGGAAAAGGGAACCAGACCGCAAGGCUAGUUUGACCACUGCACUUGGUAGGGACCAUCCUGCAGAAAUGUCUGUAAAAAUGAAUGAGAGAGAUGAUAUUGUUGAAGUUAAACAGAUUUUGACAGACAAUAUGGACAUAUAUGAUAACACUACUACCAGCAGCCACUGGCCAGUAGAAGGCAGAGGAGAUGCAAGGGUUAAGCAAAAAGGGACCAGGCGCUGCUACAAGUUGGCUACAGUGAGUCUGGUGCUGCUGUGUGUUCUGCUAAUCGUCACCAUAGGGUUGUGUGUCAAAAGCUCCACAGAAAGAAAUGAGCUGCAGACCUCUGCUGUUAGCCUCACUCAAGCGAGAGAUCAGUUAGACUCCACUAAUGCUAACCUGACUAGGGAGAGGGAUGAAUUGAAGGCCAGUAACACUAUCAUAGCAAAAGAGAAAGAACAGUUAGAGAGCAACUAUAAUGCUCUGGUCAGGGAGAGGGACCAGGUAAAUGCCAGCUACACCUACAUGGCCAAAGAGAAAGAUCGGUUACAGUCCAGUCACAAUACUUUGUCCAAGGAAAGUGACCAGUUGCAGACCAGUUACAAUGAACUGAAAAGAGAUCAAAAGUCGCUGAACACAAGCUAUGCCAACCUUGAGAAAGAGAGAGACGAAAUGCAAAAUGGGCUUUUAGUCUUGGGUUGGAGGUAUUUCAGCUCCCACCUGUACUACAUCUCAGCUAUGAACCAAUCCUGGGAUGACGCAAGGCUGGACUGCCAAAGGAGAGGAGCAGACCUGGUAAUAAUAAACAGCCAAGAGGAACAGGAAUUUGUCUCAUCAUUCAGCAAGGACGCUUGGAUUGGUCUGUCUGAUAUCAACAUUGAAGGGCAAUGGAGAUGGGUUGAUGGUAGCCCACUAACCACCAAGUUCUGGGCAAAAGACCAGCCAAACAGUUACAAAGGAGAACAAGAUUGUGUGAAACUUUGGACAACACCACCCCCUGAAAACUGGAAUGAUGAGAAAUGUUCCAUAAUCCAUAACUGGAUAUGUGAAAAACAGAUAAAUACAUACUCUUGCAUAACUACAGAAAUGGGCCAGAAUAGGAAAGCUCAUAGUAAUGUUACGCAGGCCCAACAAACAGAGAUAGAGGAACUGACUGUGGACUCUCAACACAAAGACUACAGCAAGUUAGACACACAUGAUUUCCGGUCUCAGUGCACAGCCCUGAUCAAAGAGAGAGACGGGUUACAGGCUGGGUACUCCGCACUGAGUGAAGACAAAGACCUCUUACAGACCAGUCAAGACUCUUUAAGUAAAAACCUAUAUGGACUACAGCAGGAAUGUGAUGAGCUUCAAAAGAGGCUCUAUAAGCUGGGAAUAUCUGAGAAGAUUUGGUACUGGGCAAAUGGUGAACCCAACAAUGGGUUUGGACCUGAAAAUGAGAACUGUGCUGCCAUUAAUUCCUUCAUACUUAAUGACAUGAACAUUUGGUUUGAUACAGAAUGCCACUCUGCUCUCAACUGGGCAAUUCUUUUGGAAAGCCCACUGAAAUAUACACGGUAUCUUAUAGACAUGUCUAAAGAAGCAAAUACUCCUAGGUAUAAGAGAGGGGAUUUAAACACAGGGAAGACAGCCUCAGAGAGAAACCCAAGGAAAAGCUCUAAGAAAGGAUAUGGAGUCUACAGGCUGGCUGCCGUAUGCUUCGGUCUGCUGUCUGUUCUGCAAGCAACACUUAAUGUCUCACUGCGUGUCUUCUUCCACAGGUGUGUUGGCACCAAUAUCAGCUGGAAUGAAGACAGUGAGCAGCUGAAGGUCAUGUAUAGCAGUCUCACCAAGGAGAGAGACCAGCUGCAAGCCAGUCACAUUUACCUGACCACAGAGAGAGACCAGCUGAAGUCCAGUUUCAAAAACCUGACCACAGAGAGAGACAACCUUCAGAGAAAACUCUCUAAGCUUGAAAAUGCCAGUGCACAUGGCUGGAAAUAUUUUAGCUCCAGCUUCUACUUCAUCUCCUCUGAGCAGAGAGCCUGGAGGGAGAGUAGGCAUAACUGCAAAGAGAGGGGCGCAGAUCUUGUGGUCAUAAACAGCAGAGAGGAACAGAAAUUUGUAGUCGACUUUGGGAAAGAAAUGGAAAAGAUUGCUUGGGUAGGAGCAACAGACCAUGACAAAGAAGGAGUUUGGAUGUGGGUGGAUGGCACACCAGUCAUCACUGGGUACUGGAUGAAUGACCAGCCAGAUAAUGGCUUUAUGGGAGAGGACUGCAUUGCUCUCCUGCCUGACAGAUACGACCCAUUUAAAACCUGGGAUGAUGCCUCCUGUGAUCUUAAACUUCACUGGAUUUGUGAGAAAGUUGCCCGUCUUUAGUUGUUAUGUAAUGUAUUUGAAUCAGACAUUAUUUUUUUGGAAAUACAUACUGAAUGGGGCCAUGGAAUAAAUUCCUCUGCUUCUUCACAGUCCUCACCAUGAUAUCAGAAGAGCAUUCACUCAACACCUUCAUGAGCAUUCAGUACAAGCAUACAUAUGCAAGACAUAUUACCUAUUUGUAUGUAUGUAUGUCAAUUAUGAUUUCCUUUAAGGCUAAUUUUAAUGUUGGAUAUGACUCCUAAAUAUGACUCCUUUUGUAGUAAUUUAAAACAGAUAUAUCUGUGAUAUGGCAGUUUUAGUCAUUGCCACUGCUGCAGCUACUAUCAAUCAUUAAUAUAGAUAGAUUUCUCUGUUUAGAUUUGUCAAAGCCAAAAUAACAUUGACCUAUAGACCGAGAGUUGUUAUUCAAUAAAACUCAUAUUCCCAUCCAUUAUAUAUUUUAUCCUUCCAUUUUUAUAGUAUCUUUUGUAUGUAAUUAUGUGUAUUAUGUCUGUUUUUUUAUCUUUCCUUUGUCAUCCUGUCCUCUAUGAAUAUAUUUCAAACUGUAUCAAACUGUAUCAACAUGCUGUUAACAUGUUAUAUGCGUUAACUUUAAGUGGAUCUUUAUAUUAAAAUGGAUUUUACAUUCA